UUUCAGUUUCAAGCUUUUCUGCUUACACUUAUCAUUACCGAGCUGAGUACACUUGACCGCGAAGCAUGUCUUCAAGGCGCAUCUUUUCCGCGGCCUUCCUCGUGCUGUGUUUAACUGCAGGUCUGGUUUCCAUUGUGUCAUCGUCAUGUCCGCAAGAGGAAAAGUUAUCGCCGAAAAAGUUGAAAAUGGACACCGCUUUUGUGAAUAUCUCUUCCACUCUAGAAGAGCCUGUUACAAUAUUAGGGAUAUCUUCAAAUUGUUAUAAGUGCCCGAUACAAGAAAUUAUUACCGAGCUUCUCAGUAGUGCUCCCAUUGUCGUAAGCACGCAUUACAGUUUUACCCUCUCUGUAAAAAUGAAAAAUGGAUCUCAAGAGUUAUGCAGACUUAAUUACCUUUUUGGCGGGAGAGGUUGGUACAAAUAUAAUAUCCAUCAGUCUGAUGACCAAUCAUCAAACAAAGUCACGUGUAAACUUGAGAUCAAGAGGUCACCUGAUUACCCAUAUAUGCCUUUGUGGAUAGCCCUCGGAGCGCUAUUUUGCUUGGCUGUUAUAUGGGCUCUACUCACCUGCAUUGGAAGGAAGUGCAAAGUCGCCUGCAAGAAAGAUGAUUCGAACAUUAUGAAUCAGGGUGAGAGCGAUGACAGAGAGGACACGGAAAUGCGAGUCACUGGAGAAGGAGAAGAACAAAUGCAACCAGAGACUCAACUGAAAGCCAAGCCGAGAAGGUUAAAGUCUUUGGAUACUUUUCGAGGAAUUGCUAUAACACUGAUGAUAUUUGUGAACUAUGGUGGGGGUGGAUAUUACUUUUUCGGGCACGCCGUGUGGAAUGGAUUGCUGGUCGCUGAUCUUGUCUUUCCAUGGUUUAUCUGGAUCAUGGGUGUCUCAAUUACUUUAUCUUUUCGCUCCUUGAGACGUAAAAAAACCAGAAAGCUUAGAAUCGCAUGGAAAAUCCUGAAACGAAGCGUCAUCUUGUUCGGACUGGGUCUGUUUACCAGCAAUUAUGGUAAUCUGAAAUACUACAGAAUCCCAGGAGUUCUUCAAAGGUUUGGAGUUUGUUACUUCUUCGUAGCCAUGAUGCAGUUGCUGCUGUCUCCGAUGGAAAAGGGCGAAAAAAAGAAGAGGUGGUGGGAAGUGUUCCGAGAUGCGUUCGGUUUAUGGAAACAGUGGAUCUUUGUAUUGAUGUUACUCGCUGGCUAUCUUACCCUUACCUAUGGAGUAAAUGUGCCCGGCUGUCCCAAGGGUUACACAGGUCCGGGCGGCAUUGGGCAAGGAUACCCAGAUGCUUUCAAGUGCACUGGAGGAAUGGCGGGGUACAUUGACAGAAUUGCCUUAGGCAACCAUCUUUACAGAUUUCCUACCACCAAGGAUGUUUACAAAACUACCCUACCAUAUGACCCGGAAGGUAUACUUGGAUGCCUAACUUCUAUUGUUUUGGUUUUCUUUGGCGUUCAGGCUGGUCACAUACUCACCAUUCAUCGCAAACAUAAACCACGACUCAUCAGAUGGAUAAUCUGGGCAGUUCUAAUGACUGCAUUCACGUUGGGCCUGUGUGGAGCCACAAAAAAUGAAGGCAUCGUUCCAAUCAACAAAAAUUUAUGGUCAGUGUCGUUCAUCCUAGCCACGGGAGCGAGUGCAUUCUUUCUGUUUGCUAUUUGUUAUCUUCUGACUGACGUCCUGGAUUGGUGGAAUGGUGCACCCUUCUUUUACCCAGGUAUGAACUCCAUUCUUGUUUACGUUGGUCAUGGUAUUCUGUGGAGACACUUUCCCUUCAGCUGGGAGAUGGACGAGUAUGGCGGCCACGCGGAGAAACUAGGCAUGAGCUUAGCUGGCACUGCCUUGUGGGUUCUCAUAGCGUAUUGCCUAUAUACUAGAAAUGUUUUCCUGAAGAUUUAAAAGAUCACACUUUGGAAAGGUUUUAAGGCAUCAUUACUACUGACAAGGACAUCUAAGAGAACUUGAACAUCAGGACUUUGCUCGGACUCGGUGCACUCUCGGUUACUGAGAGUAACCUAUAACACAAUGAAGAUUGCCAUGUCAGUCAGUCCAGUCUUGAAAAGAGCAUUUCUUUGCUUUGCUAGAAACUAACGUAUGCAGAAGGGCGGAGAUGUUUAUUUACGCACUCUGUUAAGUGCAAUGAGAUAAGGACUUACAAGUUACUAUUAGAUGUCGACGUUCCAAAGCUAUUUCCUAGCUUUACGCUUACAAAAGUGUUCAUAAUUUCUUUAGGUUUUGCGCUCAAGUCGUUGGGCCGGCUAUGUGGGUGGGAGGGGAGGGGAGGGGCGAGUAAAUGUCAAAGCUAACCUCGGCUCUUGUUAAAAUAUAACCUGAUUUUGCGUGCCAUCGAAUCGAACAGAUGACUCAGACUGUGCAAAAGCGCAAAGAUAAAAGCACAGGUCUAGGCAUUUUUGAAGCAUAUGCUAGGUCUACGUCGUAGCUUUAAGCUCUUAGACGAUCUUAGAUCAUUCCAACGCCCUUGUGUAAUACUCGUACGAAAGAUUGAGAUUAGCGAAAUUGGUAUAAAGUCCGGCUAUAGCUUUAAUGAUGAAGGUGAAGGAGUUCAAUAAUAUGAAAGAAAGAGGUUGAUGUA
Molecule: messenger RNA, 2586 nt
Organism: Stylophora pistillata
Lineage: Eukaryota; Metazoa; Cnidaria; Anthozoa; Scleractinia; Pocilloporidae
Product: heparan-alpha-glucosaminide N-acetyltransferase
Source: RefSeq, a predicted model, not a curated record